CGGCCCCAUGGCUCACUUCAGAAUUGGCCCCGUCCGGCUCAUAAUUCCAGCCAUGCAGACACAAGAACAAGCAAAGGGUUUAACCCGCUCGUCUUCACGAUCAAUCUUUCCUGUCGAAACGAGAACGUCACCAAAUGCCUCCACCUCCCAGCGUCGUCAGCUGACACUUCACGAAAUCGAGAGUCUGGUCGUUUCCGGUGCCACAUCGCGUCGUGAGGGCACAAAGUUGCUUACGUACUACACACUUGACGUGUACACCGGGAUCUCGACUCCCAGCUCAAAAGACAUUGACGCAGCGCGUACUCAGUUAAAUGAUAGUGAGGACACUCGGCCGCCAGCCUACAGGGUGGAGAAGACGCUAGUGGACUUUGAUAAUCUCCGUCAAGCGCUUUUCAACGCGUCCCACUUGGCACACACAUCCGUCUCCUGUGAAUUUUGCAAGGAGAUGAUGCUGUAUAUUGACACCGGCGACAAAAAGUUCGGUAGCAGCGUGCUUCAGCGUCUCGUUGGUCGCGAAAAGAUCAAACGGUCGCUGCAGCAGUUCGUGGACGGUGUUGUAGACAUCCUGAUCCACUUUGCCUGUACGGAAGGAACACCGUGGUGUUCUGGCCAAGUCCAGAGCCACCAAGUCGUGCGUCAAUUCCUUCUACCUCGUGCUUCGGAUAGCUGAAGCCUAACGCCAGGACACCACCUUGGACGAACUCUAUUAAUUCUUGCUACUCUCUUGAAUAUCAUAUCUUAUGUUUCCUGCAGCUGACUAGUAUUUGUCUUGCAUUUUACCGACAUAAUAGUCACUACAUGUACACGUUAAGAAACAAGUAGAAU
Phytophthora nicotianae INRA-310 is the source of this 825-nucleotide messenger RNA. RefSeq lists its product as hypothetical. The record is from RefSeq and is a predicted model, not a curated record. The coding region runs from base 8 to 670 and encodes 220 amino acids. The transcript has a single exon. NCBI's taxonomy places the organism in Eukaryota, Oomycota, Peronosporomycetes, Peronosporales, Peronosporaceae.